Messenger RNA from Mya arenaria, 2621 nucleotides. Its product is annotated as monocarboxylate transporter 13-like. The transcript has 4 exons. The record is from RefSeq and is a predicted model, not a curated record. Lineage: Eukaryota; Metazoa; Mollusca; Bivalvia; Myida; Myidae. Bases 565 to 2073 code for a protein of 502 amino acids. Gene Ontology annotation, molecular function: monocarboxylic acid transmembrane transporter activity. Gene Ontology annotation, biological process: transmembrane transport; monocarboxylic acid transport.
UCUGAUCUUUAUACAAUAAAAUAUGACUACUAAGAUACUUAAACCAUGAAAGCGUUUUACGGAAAUCACUUAAGAAUUUUUAUGAAUCUGGCCCAAAAGAAUGCACAACACUGCUUUUUGCAUCGCCUAAACUCACUGCACUAUUGCUCACGCUAAAAUAUAAAGCACGUAUCAUUAUGAUUUACUUGGUUAAGUGUUGGUUUAAAAGGAUGUAUAAGUUUGUUAUUUUUAUGUUCUUAAGUCAGCCACUUAGAUUAAUAAACUAAUUGAAAGCAAUAUCAAAUCGCUUAACAUUUCCAUUUAUCGCUUAUGCCUUUAUUGACAAGUAUCGUAUAUCGUUAAACAUGCUAUUCAGUGGAGGAUUUAUAAAGAUAAACCAACCGAAUGUGUAAUUUUACACUGUGUGUACAAUGCAUUUGUAAUACAUAUUUACAAACUUAGCGUUUCAAUGCGUUUUUGUAUGGCAGUCUUGAUGUAAUACUUGUGAAAUAGAGUAGCAAGCAGACAGUUAUCAUUAUCGUGAAAUAUUAUUUAUUAAAAUACACUAUCGGCAUUUCAUUUGCGAUGAAUUCCACUUGUGCAUUGGACAGUGUCAUGGACAACACCGGGCAAAUUAUGAAAACCCAUUUUGAGAAAGGCGAAUUGGAUUUAAGUGAACUAAAGAGCAAAAAUGAACCGGAAUCUGAGUCUUUACUUAAUGAAACUGGUCUUUCAGGAUUGGAAAAUGAUUUGAGAGGAAUAAGGACAACUGAGGAUGCAUCAGCUGUUAAUACCGAGCAAGAAUUUUGUGAUCUUGACAAUGGAUGGGCAUGGGUGAUUCUGCUUGCAGCUUUCCUCAGUUUUGCCCAUCUCGGUGGCUCCAUGUAUUCCGUGGGUAUCAUACACAAUGCCCUUUUGGAACGCUUUCAAGCUAGCGUCGCUCUCACAGCAUGGGUUGGCGCAUUACACACUGGCAUUCUUGCACUUGGAAGUCCCCUUUCAACUGCGGUGCUUAACCGAUUCAGCUGCAGAACGGCCAUCAUUUCUUCGGGACUAAUAUACACUGUCGGCUAUAUGGCAACAGCAUUUGUUCCGUGUAUAGAGGCUGCAAUAUUCACAUGUGGUAUAAUUGUCGGUUUUGGGGGUGCUGUUGGAUACACCGCGGUUAUGGUCGUGGUUGGAUUUAACUUUAAACGACGCCGCAACCUUGCUCUUGGAAUCGCUUUGUCCGGUGUUGGGGUCGGUCUCUGUGCAUUUGCUCCAUUAAUGCAGUUAGCAAAGGAUUUUUAUGGCUUUACAGGAUUGUUCAUCUGCUGUGCAGGCAUGCAAUUAAAUCUUGUCACAUUCGGAAUGCUUUGUUUUCCCAGUGAAUUGGAGAAGCAUUCACACAUACUGAGGCAAAAACAUUCACCGGAAAGUACGAAUGCCAUGAAAAGAAAAGUGAUGCCUUAUUUUAAGUUUUUUCUUAAUAAAGGAAUAGUUUGUCUGUGCAGUAGUAUGUUUCUCUAUUGCGCUGGAACAUACAUGUUAUAUCUGCACUUGCCAAAAUAUAUAACAACAAAGGGAUUUUCAGAAAAGCAGGCAGCUUAUUUAAUGUCUUUAUCAGGAAUAUUGACAGUUGUAGGUCGUCUUCUGACAGGUGCAGUAGCUAACAUUCCAAAUUGUAAUGAGAUUAUACUUUAUUCCGGUUCAAUGGCAAUAUUUUCCAUAGCAACGAUAGUGUAUCCAUUUGUUUCUUGGUACUAUCUAGGCCACUUAAUAUUUAUAACCUUCAUGGGUAUAUUCCUGGGUUGUUGUAACGUAGUUACCACUACCGUGUCUCUAAAGUUUGUUUGCAUCGAAUACAUUGCAACUGCUUUAGGAUUGGAGUUUAUGUUUGGUGGCGUGGGGGCGAUUGUUGGACCAGUUUUUGCAGGAAUACUUGUCGUUUCUGGUGGAACGUAUGACCAGUCGAUGCUAGUUGCAGGUAGAAGGGUAUAUUCACUUGUUAGAUUAGAGAAGUUUCGAUGCACAAGGUGUAUGUAUAUUUGUAUGUGUAAGUUUGGACAACCUUUAGUGCGCUAUAUGAAUGUUUUUGUAAAUGCACAGGUUUAAAUUUGCAAAAGCAAAUUGAAAGUGACUUAUUGGACUAUCAGGAAGCCUGCAUUUAACUGAUUAUCUGGAACCCUCACAAUCGCAUUUAAAAUCAACAGAUUCAAAUCCUGUUCAUCUAUAUGAACAUCUUGUGUUUCAUAACCUUGCUAGAAUUCUAUUAUUUAAGAAUAUGUUUUAUGACCGUUCGCAUAAAUGACAUUUUUACUUGAAUUAAGACUUCAAAUGUGCUUGUAGUAAUCCCUUUUUGCCAAGAGUACCUUCAUUACCUUUCCGAAAAAGAAGAGCAUUGUGAUACUUGAAAAACAGGAAAUGUUAUUACCUUUCAGGAAUAUGCAUUUUCAUGGCUGCAGUGUGCGGUGUUUUAUCGAGUUGCUUUGUUGCCAAGCGAAUGGACAUAAAUACUAUAUCUGUUGAAAGACCUUGUGAAGAAAGCACAUCAUUCAUUUGAUGGAAACAGCUUUUGAUAGAUACUGAAUAUAAUUUGUCAUCCUAGAAUUUGUUUAUAAACAUAACGAACUUAAACCGAAUGAACCCAAAAUGAAUGCUUA